AUGCCGAGAGCACCACCCGAUGAGGAUGGUAUCCCUGUUCGUCACAGGUUCCCUCCUAAUAUUCGGAUCAUGAACACCGCGCCCCUGUUUCAUCCAUCGCUACUAGAGCGAUUUCGGGACGUCGACUUUAUCGUUACUGGUGGAGGUCCGGUCCCUGAAGCUGCUGGCAUAAAGGUUGCGGAGAUAACUAGUCUGAGAAACCUGAUCGGCUCAACGGAGAGCCAAAUCCUAUUGUCAUACGACAUCUCCACCCCGAAGGACUGGAAGUACUUCCGAUGGCACCCACAAGCUGGCAUCGAUAUGCGCGAAGUUGCGCCGGGCCUCUACGAGCUAUGGAUUGUCAAGCAGCCAGACUCGCCGUAUCAGGCAAUCUUUCACGCCUUCCCGGAGCUGACAGAGUAUAACAUGCGUGACUUGUACACCAGACAUCCAGAUCCGAAUAAGGCGGAUUAUUGGAGUCCUAGCGGCAGGUCGGAUGAUAUCAUUGUUCUCGGAAACGGCGAGAAGAUCCAACCGCUUGAUAUGGAGAGCAUCAUCAAUAGCCACACAGGGGUGACGGGGUCGUUGAUUAUUGGAUCUGGAAAAUUCCAAGCAGCAGCGUUCAUCGAGCUCAAAGUCCCACUACCAGAAGGGACCGAGGACCGUGCCAAGUUCGAGGAUAGCGUUUGGGAAACGGUGCAGAAAGCCAAUGCCAUCGCACCAUCACACGCCCAGAUUCACCGAAACCACAUCAUGUUCGCUCCUUUAGGUAAAUCCUUCUUACGCGCAGAUAAAGGCACCAUUAAACGACGAGCAACGGUUGAGCUGUUCGCAUACGAGAUUGACCAGUUCUACGACAGCCGAGAAGACGAAUACGCGGAAGAGGUUCUUGCCGGGGUCGACGUUGACUCCUUGGAUUCUAUCAUCCCUGGGGUACUCAAGUUGAUUUCGCGGGUUGCGCAGAUUGACCAUCUCGAGGUGCAGGAUAACAUCUUCGCUGCUGGUCUGGAUUCGCUCAUGGUGUUCCGUGUUCUCGGUGCACUUCGCGGCGUGGCCAGGGGUCGCGGUCCUGGCUAUGAGAAACAGCUGAACGAGUUGCGGCCAUACUUUGUUUAUGCUAACGCUACGGUAGAAAGGCUCGCUGGUGCUUUCUAUGACCUAUUGCAUGGGGUUCGUUUCUUCCAAGCGGAUCUGUCAAGGCCCGAACUCGGCCUCACGAGAGAUGUGUAUGAUGACCUUCUUGAGACUACAACACUGGUUAUCCAUAAUGCAUGGCCCGUUAAUUUUAACUGGGAUAUAGAAUCAUUUGAGCCGCAUAUUGCCGGCGUCCGGAACUUUGUAGAGUUUUCUCACAAGAGUGCAAAGGACGCCCAGAUAUUCUUCAUAUCCUCAAUUGGGUCCACACUACAGUGGAAGUCCAGCGACCCCGUACCUGAGGAGGUCGUCCAAGACCUCUCUGUGGCCAAGGACUCUGGCUACGGAGCAUCGAAACUUGUCUCUGAGCUUGUACUGGAUGCAGCAGCCGCACAGUCUGGAACUAGAGCGUCUAUCUGUCGGAUUGGUCAAGUUGCAGGACCUGUCACGAGGGGUGUCAGGGGUCAGUGGAACAGACAAGAGUGGCUUCCUACCAUAAUUGCUACUUCCAUAUAUCUAGGAAAGGUGCCAUCUAGUCUUGGUGCAUUGGAUCAAGUAGAUUGGAUACCAGUGGAUAUCCUGUCCGACCUCAUUCUCGAGUUGGCUGGCGUUCCACAGGCAUCCGUUCACACGAACGGGAACGGCACGCAGUCAACCGAUAUUCAGAAGAACGCCGAGAAACGGUACAAGGUCUACAACGUGACCAACCCUCAGACGGCGCCAUGGUCCUCGCUCGUACCGGUGGUGAAUAGUCACCUCCACGAAAAUCUUCAAAUUGUUUCAUAUGGAGAAUGGCUAGAUGCUCUCCGCCAAGCUAGUCACGACGUGACCUCUGCCACAGCAAAGAACAACCCCGGUCUGAAGCUGCUCGAGUUCUUCGAGUCACUUCAAGGUGACGCGGGGAGCUUAGCACCGCCGCUGACGAUGAGCGGGACUUUAGCUAGUAGCCCAACUUUGCGUGGCCUUCAAGCAGUGGAUGGCCGAUGGAUGAAGCUUUGGCUGGAACAGUGGGCUUUCUAA
This is a messenger RNA of Phaeoacremonium minimum UCRPA7, 2133 nucleotides long. RefSeq names its product putative l-aminoadipate-semialdehyde dehydrogenase protein. The transcript has 7 exons. The record is from RefSeq and is a predicted model, not a curated record. Bases 1 to 2133 code for a protein of 710 amino acids. NCBI's taxonomy places the organism in Eukaryota, Fungi, Ascomycota, Sordariomycetes, Togniniales, Togniniaceae.